Messenger RNA from Caenorhabditis briggsae, 1182 nucleotides. Gene Ontology annotation, molecular function: sulfurtransferase activity. The record is from RefSeq and is a predicted model, not a curated record. The transcript is spliced from 5 exons. Gene Ontology annotation, biological process: tRNA wobble position uridine thiolation. NCBI's taxonomy places the organism in Eukaryota, Metazoa, Nematoda, Chromadorea, Rhabditida, Rhabditidae. Bases 1 to 1182 code for a protein of 393 amino acids. Gene Ontology annotation, cellular component: mitochondrion.
AUGAAAGUUCCACGAGUUGUGAUCGGCAUGUCGGGAGGAGUUGAUAGUGCAGUGUCAGCAUUUUUGCUGAAGCAGAAAGGAUUUGAUGUAGUUGGAUUACACAUGGUAACUCAUUCCAGACAAAGAGAAUCAGAAAAGAAAAACAUUUCGCAGAUAAACUGGGAUUCCCAAGAAGAAGGUUCAUCUACUUGUCCACGAUCGAAAGAUGAAGCAGACGCUAGAAAUGUGUGUAAUAGAUUAAAUAUCCCAUUUCACACAGUUAACUUUGUGAAAGAAUAUUGGAAUCAUGUAUUUCUAAAAUUCUUGGAAAACUACAAAAUCGGAAGAACCACAGUUCCAGAUAUUGAUUGCAAUUAUUCAAUCAAAUUUGACGCUUUUCAUAAAGUCGCCCAAGAAACGUUUGAUGCUGAUUUCAUCGCAACUGGACACUACGCAACUACCAGUUUUGGAGACUUUCAGCAAAAUAGAAAACAUUCAGAAGCCAUUCGCCUAUUCUCUGGACGAGAUCCUUUGAAAGAUCAAACAUUUUUUCUAUGUACCGUAACUCAGGAACAACUGAAAAGAGCCAUGUUUCCAUUGGGAUCUCUUCAGAAGUCAGAAGUAAAACGAAUUGCAGAACAACAGGGUUUUCAUAGAGUCGUCAAAAAACCAGAGAGUAUGGGAAUCUGUUUUAUUGGAAAAAAGAAACGGUUUUCUGAUUUUUUGGAUGAGUAUAUUGAGCCAAAACCUGGAAGAAUCGUUUUGAAAGAUGGAAAACAAAUAGGAAAACAUCAUGGAAUUCACCAAUUUACAAUUGGAAAACGAAUACAUGGAAAGUAUUUGAAUGAAAGAAGUCAUUUUGGAUUUUUUGUUUCCGAGAUUAGGUCGGAUACUGGAGAUGUUGUAGCGUGCAAUGGAUCUCAUCAUUCGGAUCUCUAUGCCACCCGAUUUCUUAUCAAUCGACCAAAUUGGAUACCAUCCUCUGACCCAUUGGAAGAGAUUUCACCUUCGAAAAUCUUGUGUCGAAUUCAACGAACCCACCCUCCAGUUCCUUGUAAAGUUGAAAAAUCGGAGCACUACUUAUCAGUCGAACCCAAAAUUCCUUUGAGAGCAACAUCUCCUGGGCAAAUGUGUGUUUUUUAUACAACCGAAAACGAGUGUUUAGGAGGUGGAGAAAUUUUCAAAAUCGAGAAAACACUGUAA